This is a messenger RNA of Metarhizium album ARSEF 1941, 1050 nucleotides long. RefSeq names its product O-sialoglycoprotein endopeptidase. Gene Ontology annotation, biological process: tRNA threonylcarbamoyladenosine modification. NCBI's taxonomy places the organism in Eukaryota, Fungi, Ascomycota, Sordariomycetes, Hypocreales, Clavicipitaceae. The transcript has a single exon. The record is from RefSeq and is a predicted model, not a curated record. The coding region runs from base 1 to 1050 and encodes 349 amino acids. Gene Ontology annotation, cellular component: EKC/KEOPS complex; cytoplasm.
AUGGCGCCCCAGAAAACAUCCCUCAUAGCCCUCGGGUGCGAAGGGUCCGCCAACAAGCUCGGCAUCGGCGUCAUGCGGCACACGCCGACGCGCACCGUGAUCCUCGCCAACCUCCGACGCACGUUCGUGCCGCCCCCGGGGGCGGGCUUCCUGCCAAAGGACACGGCGGCGCACCACCGCGCGCACUUUGCCUCGCUGGCGCGGGCGGCGCUCGCGGCGGCGGGCGUCGCCCCCUCCGACGUCGACUGCGUGUGCUUCACGCGGGGGCCCGGCAUGGGCGCGCCGCUGACGGCCGUCGCCGUGGGCGCGCGCGCGCUCUCGCUGCUCUGGGGCGUGCCGCUCGUCGGCGUCAACCACUGCGUCGGCCACAUCGAGAUGGGCCGCCACGUCACGGGCGCCGAGGACCCCGUCGUGCUGUACGUGUCGGGCGGCAACUCGCAGGUCAUCGCCUACGCCGAGCGCCGGUACCGCAUCUUCGGCGAGACGCUCGACAUCGCCGUCGGCAACUGCCUCGACCGCUUCGCCCGCACCCUCGGCAUCAGCAACGACCCCGCCCCCGGAUACAACAUUGAGCAGAUGGCCAGGCGGGGCCGCAGGCUGCUCGACCUGCCCUACACCGUCAAGGGCAUGGACUGCUGCUUCUCGGGCGUCCUGGCCGCCGUCGACGCCCUCGCCGCCGAGCUCAGGGCCCGCGGCCCCGACGGCGCCGGCUUCACCCCCGAGGACCUGUGCUUCAGCCUGCAGGAGACCGUCUUCGCCAUGCUCGUCGAGAUCACCGAGCGCGCAAUGGCCCACGUCGACGCCAGCCAGGUCCUCAUUGUCGGCGGCGUCGGCUGCAACGAGAGGCUGCAGGAGAUGAUGGGCCUCAUGGCCCGCCAGAGGGGCGGCAGCGUCUUCGCCACCGACGAGCGCUUCUGCAUCGACAACGGCAUCAUGAUUGCCCAGGCCGGCUUGUUGGCCUACAAGACGGGCUAUACGACCCCCGUGCCGGAGAGCGUCUGCACACAGAGGUUCAGGACCGACGAGGUCUACGUGGAGUGGAGGGACUGA